AUGGCAAGGCGGUACACAUACUUAAAUAUGUUUCUUGGUUUCCUGUUUGGAAUUGGAAUUGCAAACCUGAAAGUAGAUCCCUUAGUUAACACUGAUUUGGGUUUAAUACGAGGAGUGAGAGCUAAUGAUGGUGACUACUCCAUGUUCAUGGGUAUACCAUAUGCCCAGGUCAAUGCCUCGAAUCCAUUUGGGGCAGCUAUACCACAACCGCCAUUUGAAGGCUUAUUCGAAGCUGACGAUGAUUCAGCAAUAUGCCCACAAAUUGAAGAGAUCAAUUACACCAUUAUGGGAUCACUCGAUUGCCUACAUUUAAACAUAUACGUGCCUAGUAUAGCUAACUCUCAGAAAAAGCUCCCAGUUUUAGUGUGGAUACAUGGCGGAGGAUAUAGAAGUGGAUCCGCAGGACGCUAUCUCUUUGGACCCAAAUUUAUUGUUCGCCAUGAUGUUAUUCUAAUAACCAUGAAUUAUAGACUUGGGGCUUAUGGUUUUAUGUCCCUUGAUACACCAGAAAAUCCUGGUAACGAAGGACUCAAGGAUCAACUUAUAGCUCUUAAAUGGAUCAAAAAGAAUGUAGAAGCAUUUGGUGGUGACUCAGAUAAAAUAACUUUAUUUGGAGAAAGUGCUGGAGGUAGAUCUGUAGAUUUUCAUCUCCUAUCUCCUAAUGAAAAACUAUUUGAUAAGGUUAUUAUUCAGAGUGGUACAACACUAGGACCUGCAUUUUAUGCACCUCACAAAGAUGCACCUUUGAUACUAGCUACCCAUCUUGGCUUAGUUACUGAAGAUAAGAGUGAAGCCAUUUCAUUUUUAGCAUCAAUUCAUACUGACCUGAUUGUUGCCGCUACCUACGAAUUAGGACUUGUCUUUAGACCAUGUCUAGAGAAACCGUUUGAAGAGGUUGAUGCAUUUAUCACCGAAAAUUGGAUUGAAGCAAAUGUUCCCAAAGUAAGAGGAAUGCCUAUUCUACUUGGAUUUACAGACGAUGAGAAACUUGUGGAAUAUAUUAAUCAACCAAAAUCAUAUUUUGAAAACCUCAACAAUAUAUUUUACGAGAGAUUACAUUUUGGUUUUGAUGUCGAUAGUCCAGAUUUUGAAGGCAUGAUAGAAUCUGUCCGUCGUUUUUAUAUUAGCGAUGGAACAAAUGAUGAAAAUGUCAAAUACCAAAUUUCCAAUUUUGAUUCAGACUUUACUUAUAUUCAUCCAACUUCCAGAAGUAUUUCCAAAUACCUAGUGAAUGGUGCUGGUAAUAUUUACCAAUAUGUCUUUUCAUAUAAUGGUGAUAGAAGCUUCGGAAAGAGGGAUAAAAACUUCACUGACAGUAUCGCAGGAGCAGUACACGCUGACGAAAUUGGUUAUUUAUUCGAUGCUAGAUAUUAUGAUCAAACUCCGUCUGCUGAUGAUCAAUUAGUUAUAGACCGAAUAACGAUGCUCUGGACCAAUUUCGCCAAAUACGGAAAUCCAACACCAAUUUUUUCUGAACUGCUACCGAUUACAUGGACUCCGAUAACUAAGAAUUCUCUGCAGUUCUAUUUGGAUAUAAACUUAGAACUAAGUUUGGGGGUUCGACCAUUCCACAAUAGAAUGGCGUUCUGGGAUUUAUUUUACCUUGCCAACGUAAAAUUACAAAGAAUGUACCCGGGAACAGAGGAUGGUAACUCGUCUUUUUGCUCACUCAGCGACGAUUGUUCGUUUGAUAAUGUGGUUGAUUUGGGCUCUCUCGUUUCGAAAGAAUUCAGUGCCACUGCCACUGAAACUUUGAACGUUUGCCACAUUAAUGCUCAGAGUAUUCCUUGCCACUAUACAGAACUACUGAACACUUUCACGCCUAGUUCUGUAAUCCAUGCUAUUCUGAUUUCGGAAAGUUGGUUGAAGCCCUGUUUGAGCUCAGUGUCUGUUGACCUACCAGGUUACACGCUUAUCCGAAAUGAUAGAAUAGAUUACAAACAUCACAUAAUCAUGGGCGACUUUAACACGGAUCUCUUAAAAGAUUCUUUUCCUCACGAGGUUUUCGAUCAAUAUUUGAGUCUGUGAAUUUCUCUAUUUUACCGCUUGGUCCUACUCAUCAUAACAUCAUCACUCAUGACUCAUGGAUUGACCAUAUUGUAACAUCCUCCCGAGACCAUGUCUUGAAACAUGGUCAGCUGUCGGCACCGGGGUUUUCGAAACACGACCUGAUUUUCUUAGCAUUCAAAUUGAAACCCCCUAAAGCUAAGCCGGCUAUAGUACGCAUUAGAAACAUCGCGAGGCUUAACAUAGAGAAGCUUGUAAUGGAAGCAAAGGCCAUCGAUUGGUGGCCUGUAUAUGGUGCGUCCUCAGUGAAUGAUAUGGUCACCGCCUUCAAUGCUGCGGUUAUUGAAUGGUUUGAUCACCAUGCACCAAUUAAAGCGGUCAAGCUGAGGCGACCACCUGCUCUCUGGAUAACUCCUUUGGUGCUCAUUGCCAUGCG
Molecule: messenger RNA, 2443 nt
Organism: Chilo suppressalis (striped riceborer)
Lineage: Eukaryota; Metazoa; Arthropoda; Insecta; Lepidoptera; Crambidae
Source: the annotation of a GenBank genome assembly